Manis pentadactyla (Chinese pangolin) is the source of this 2658-nucleotide messenger RNA. It is a transcript of the gene CCDC154, whose product is annotated as coiled-coil domain containing 154. Gene Ontology annotation, biological process: bone mineralization involved in bone maturation. The record is from RefSeq and is a predicted model, not a curated record. Lineage: Eukaryota; Metazoa; Chordata; Mammalia; Pholidota; Manidae.
AUGUCUGGCUCAGCAGCCAUGGGGCAGUGGCCUGUGCCACAGGUUGCUUCAUGCUCAGGCUCCCCUGAGCUGGCUGGGGCUGUCCUGCCCCUGCCGCCCAGCGCUGUGUCCUCAGGCAGGGGCGCAGACCUCAGCCCGAGGUUCCUGUUGCAGGCAGACUGGUGGAGCUCAGCAGGCAGCCUGUCCCCGAGGUGUCUUCUUGCAGAACUGGCUGAUAGCCACCCUAAGUGGGGGGCCUCACCCCACUCCCAGCUGGGGUUCGCCCUGGAGGAAGGGCUGGCCAGCUCUGUGCCUUUGAGUCUGGACGAGGUCUCGGAGAGCUAUGAGUCCAGCCACCUGGCGUCCUCCGCCUCUGUCCCGGAGCAGGACACCCCCGAGCGUUGGAAGCAGAUGGAGCCGUGGAUGCUGGGCCUGCUGCAGGAGCUGCUCCGGGUGCGGGCCUGCGUGCAGCUGCAAGACUCAGAGCAGGUGGCCAGGGGCCCUGACAAGCCCCCGGCCCCAGAGCCCCGGUGUCUGUGCCCAGCCCACACCCUGCUCCUUGCAGUUCCCCAGCUCCCAGCCCCAGAAGCAGAUGCAGGCCCUGGACGAGAGGUGCACCCCCACGUGGGCGGCACAGGCUUGGGCGGGAGGAGAAGGGGCUUCGGGGAAGCAGCAGCUGCCGGGCCUUGGGCACAGCGGCCCGACCCCCGCCGGCUGCCUUGCUUGCUGCGCGAUACACGUCCACGGCCGACUCAGGAAGGCCAGGGUUGGCCUGAGCUGGCUGCCCGCAGAGACCUUGAAAGCGGGGAGUGCUGGGGUCCCUUGGCCCAUCCCCCGGGCCCCGAGGGCUGCCAAGACUCUGGCUGCCAGGUGGGCCCUCGGCAGAAGCGGCUCUUGUGUGUCAGGCUGGUGGCGGUCCGGGAGGCCCUGACCCAGAUCAGAAAGGAGCGGGCGCUGCAGGACGCUGAGCAGCAGGACGCGGAGCAGGAGGCCGGCCUCAGGUUGGCCAAGCUGACCAGGAGGCUGGGACGGGAGGAGCAGGACCGGGAGGUUGCCUGCGGCGCCCUGCAGAGGAGCCAGGACGAGGCCAGCCGGAGGGUGGGUCGGGAGGUGGCCAAGAUGCAGGUCCAGGUGACCAAGCUCGGCGAGGAGAUGAGCCUGCGCUUCCUGAAGAGGGAGGCCAAGCUGUGCGGCUUCCUGCGGAAAAGUUUCCUGGCCCGGGAGCAGAGGGUGAAGGCCUCGGGGCGCAUGCAGCUGACGGCGGAGAGCAGGCGGCAGACGCUCGGGGAGCUGACCCAGCAGCUGUGCAGGCCCUGCAGGGGCAGCUCGAGGUGGGCGGCUGUGGCUGUGGCCUGGGGGCACUGGGGGCUCAGGACCGCCCCCACACAGCAGCAGGAAGAAGGCCGCCGGGCGGGGCAGUGCCAGGGCCUGGACGAGGCUGUGGUCCAGUUGACCAAGUUGGUGCAGCAGAACCAGGUGUCGCUGGACCGCGUCUUGCUGGCCAUGCGGGCAGCCUGGGACACCAAGGGGCACUUGGAGGAGAGCCUGGGGGAGCGAGCCACCUACCCGCAGGACAGCCUGGAGGCCGUGCGGCUGGCCGGGGAGCUGGCCCAGCGGGAGACGUGCAGUGCUCUGAAGCUGCUCUGAGAGAGGAGCCAGGCCCUGGAGGCGUCCGUGGCUGAGCUAGUCAGGCAGGUGAAGGGCCUGGGUGACCCCUUCCUGGCCUUGAGCCUGAGGCCGAGUGAGGCGACGUGGGCUGCCUGGGGCCGGGCAACUCGGCCUCUCCAUCCCACCCACCCACCUGUCCCCCAGGUCCCCAGUGGCCCCAGGCCUAGCCACGCAGGGGCUCCCCCGAGGGGCGGCAAGGUGGACCCCAACCCCAGCUCCUGGUGGGCAGAAGGCUGGCAUGUGGACACCCAAGCCAAGCCAGGCCUUCUUAGGGAUGAGCUCCGCUCAGCCUGGGGCCCUGCCUGUGGGACCCGGCCCCCCAGAGCUCUCCGCCACAUGGGCAUGACUGUCUCGGGUCCAACUCUGCUCCUGUGGGCCCUCCACCUGUCCACCCUCGCUCGGCGGCUUCCACCCUCACUCAUGCCCAUGUUCCAGGCAAAGAGAGAAUUGGAAGGCACGGAGCUGAAAUCGCUGGAGGGCCUGGCUCAGUGUCGGAAGGAGGCCAAGGCCCACCCGUGGGAGGUGCAGGAGAAGGUGGGCAGCCUGCUUCUGCCGGUGGAGGCCGUUUCCGACAAGUGCCUCCUUCACAAGAGCGAUUCUGACCUCAAGAUCUCUGCAGAGGGCAGAGCCAGGGGAGACCCCUUUGAGGUCGGGGCCAUGCGGCAGGAGCUUGCUGUCCUGCUGGACUGUCAGCAGCUCAGGGAUGGCCACCCCGGGCGGAAGAUUGCCGAGAUCCAGGGCAAGGUGGCCACGUUUCAGAACCAAAUGAUAAAACUGGAAAACAGCCUUCAGGACAACAAAGCCAUCCACCUCAGGCUUAACGCAGAGACCGGGCUGGUGAGAGAGAAGAUGGCCGCCCUGAGGGAGGGCGUGAUGCGGCUGUGGAGUGAGGCAGGCCCAGGGGGCCCUGAUCCGGGCAGCAGGAGGGUCCUUGUGUCUCUAGUGACGCAGCAGUUCAUCAAGGACGUGGCACCUGGCGAGGUGGUCCCCGUGGGGCGUGUAUCACCAUGA